Molecule: messenger RNA, 711 nt
Organism: Corylus avellana
Lineage: Eukaryota; Viridiplantae; Streptophyta; Magnoliopsida; Fagales; Betulaceae
Product: UDP glycosyltransferase 9-like
Molecular function (GO): UDP-glycosyltransferase activity
Source: RefSeq, a predicted model, not a curated record
AAGUGGCUAGACAUGAAGGAAAUUGGCUCUGUCGUUUAUGUAUCAUUUGGAAGCGUGGCAGCCCCGAGAGAAGAGCAAAUGGAGGAGCUAGCAUGGGGCUUAAAGAAUAGCAAUUGCUACUUCCUGUGGGUAGUUACAGAAUCUGAAGAGAAAAAGCUUCCUGGUAAUUUUCUAGAGGAAACGGCAGAGAAGGGGCUGGUUGUGACUUGGUGCCCUCAACUUGACGUAUUGGCUCACAAGGCAAGUGGGUGCUUCAUGACUCGUUGUGGGUGGAACUCAACGCUUGAGGCAUUGAGCUUAGGAGUGCCAAUGGUUGCGAUGCCACAAUGGGUGGAUCAACCAACUAAUGCCAAGUUUAUUGUGGAUGUUUGGAAGGUAGGGAUAAAGUUUAAAGUGAAUGAAAAAGGCAUUGUGACCAAAGAAGAAAUAGAGUUAUGUACAAGGGAAGUAAUAGAGGGUGAGAGAGGGAAAGAGAUGAAAAAGAAUUCAAUAAGAUGGAAGGAAUUGGCUAUAGAAUGCUUGACGCGCGCGGCAAUGGUUUCCAACUUUUCGCCUUCCUCGAACCCGUUGGAGAUGGUCUCAAAGUUGACAGAGCUGGCUUGCAGUUGCAGGGCUUCGAUGGAGUUGCUAAUGGAGCUGAGCGUGACUAAUGUGACUCUUGCACCCUUUGAGGCAAGGCGCUUGGAGAAUUGGAGCAUUGGGUUUAUGUGA